CCGCACGUAUUAUCGACGAGGUGAUAAGACGGCUGAUUUCCGUGAGAAUUAUCGUCGACGAUACGCGGUGACCACUCGCGAAGUUGCGGAUACUCGCGGUCGAGACGCAAAGCAACUCGGGGGGGACGUCAACCUCAGUGUUGUAUUUUGUUCCUCAAGUUUUCGCAGUGAGGAGCCGCUUGGCUCGGGAACAGAGCCGUUCGGCGGGAGUGAUAUUGCAUGUUUUUUUUUUUUUUUGUCUCGCGACGAAUUUCUCGGAGCGGUUAGCGUAUCCGCUAAGAACCGUUGAUUUUUAAAACGCAAAAAAAUUCGCGUCCGCAUCUCCGCGUUUUUUCUAUAUAGACAACGGAAACGGAUAUAUAGCGCGAGGGGAUAUAGCGCGUGCAAAGCGGCGGACUGUUCAAUCUGAAGAGGACGCCAUUCGCAUUGGCGGGCACGUGCGUCCUGUUUCUUUGUACAUACCGGCGUAUGCGAAUUCUCUCCGAGAGAAUUGAAAAAAAAAAAAAUUCGUUCUCUUCCUGCGAGGCUCGGCUCACUCAUGAACAAUAUAGAGUCAAAAAUGGAGUCUAUGGAUAUAGCAACAGACACCGAAUCCAACGCCGUGAACAAAGCCGUUAACACAUCAUCCUGCAGUUCGUGUAGAGGGACUGUAUCAGUAGACGAUAUGACCUCGAGGGAUUAUUACUUCGACUCGUAUGCCCAUUACGGCAUACACGAGGAAAUGUUGAAGGACGAAAUACGUACUGUAACUUACAGGAAUUCCAUGUAUCACAAUAAGCAUCUUUUCAAAGGGAAGACGGUUCUUGACAUUGGUUGCGGCACCGGUAUUCUCUCCAUGUUCGCGGCCAAGGCUGGCGCGGCUAAAGUCAUCGGUAUUGAAUGUUCUAAUAUCGUUGAAUACGCGGAAAAGAUUGUCGAGGCUAACAAUCUUUCCAAUAUUAUAACGAUACUUAAGGGUAAGGUCGAGGAAGUUACAUUGCCAGACGGAAUCGAGAAGGUCGACAUAAUAAUAUCGGAGUGGAUGGGCUAUUGUCUGUUCUACGAGUCGAUGUUGGACACGGUGCUUUUCGCGAGAGACAAAUGGCUCUGCGAGGGAGGUAUGCUGUUUCCCGACAAGGCGACUCUCUUCAUCUGCGGAAUUGAAGAUAGACAAUACAAGGAUGAAAAAAUCAAUUGGUGGGAUGACGUAUACGGUUUCGAUAUGAGUAGCAUAAGAAAAGUCGCGAUUAGUGAGCCCCUGGUAGAUGUUGUUGAUCCCAAGCAAGUUGUCACGAACGCAUGCCUAAUCAAGGAGGUUGAUCUUUACACGGUCAAGAAGACGGAUCUGGAGUUCUCGUCGCCGUUCACCCUACAAGUACGCAGAAACGACUAUGUGCAAGCGCUAGUUACAUUCUUCAACAUCGAAUUCACCAAGUGCCACAAACGUAUCGGCUUCAGCACAGCACCGGAAGUGCCAUACACACAUUGGAAGCAAACUGUCUUUUAUUUCGACGAAUACAUGACGGUGAAGAAGGGGGAGGAAAUAUACGGCGUUUUCUCGAUGAAGCCCAAUGCCAGGAAUUAUAGGGAUCUAGACUUCAGUAUCCAAUUGGACUUUAAAGGGGAAUUGUGCCAAGUACACGAAACUAACAACUAUCGUAUGCGCUGAUAUUCAGUGGAUUGUGUAACCUUUCUUCCCAUCCAUAGUUCAUGGAAAGCCAUUUAAUCAACCUCGAAUUACAAAAUUCUUUCUUCAUGUAAUGAAAAAACAAAAAAAAAAAAAACUCCCCCCCAAAAAAAGAAAAAACGACAAUUGGACAUUUGUGUACUGAUAAAUGGUAUAUUAAUGAGCUAUGUUUUUUUUUUUUUUUUGAAGUAUUGUAAGUUUAUCUUCAAUUUUAGAGAAUAUGGAAUGCUUCCUGAUUAGUUAUUUAAUGUGAAUGACUUACAGACACUCUCUCUCUUAUACUGGACGUGUCACGAUUCGGACACGAGCACAUUUGUAACAUUUGUAAACAUUUAGUCGCAUUUAUAAUAUUCUGAAUUGGAUUUGAAACGUGGUGUGAGAUAUACUUUAUCAUCACAAAAAAAAAAAAAAAAAAAAAAAAAAAAACGACAAGAGAGGAAGUUUUGC
Pseudomyrmex gracilis is the source of this 2113-nucleotide messenger RNA. RefSeq names its product protein arginine N-methyltransferase 1 (gene Art1). NCBI's taxonomy places the organism in Eukaryota, Metazoa, Arthropoda, Insecta, Hymenoptera, Formicidae. The coding region runs from base 539 to 1648 and encodes 369 amino acids. Gene Ontology annotation, molecular function: protein-arginine N-methyltransferase activity. Gene Ontology annotation, cellular component: nucleus. Gene Ontology annotation, biological process: peptidyl-arginine methylation. The transcript is spliced from 2 exons. The record is from RefSeq and is a predicted model, not a curated record.